Messenger RNA from Lathyrus sativus (Indian pea), 1410 nucleotides. The record is from the annotation of a GenBank genome assembly. Lineage: Eukaryota; Viridiplantae; Streptophyta; Magnoliopsida; Fabales; Fabaceae.
AUGGGUUGUUCUUUUUUCGCUUGCUUUGGUUCCUCUAAACGCAAAAAACUCACCCCCAAAGUUCAAGAAAAUGGUAGUAGCGAGCCAGAGCAACAAAGUGUAGUACUACCUUUGGUUCAGGUUCACUCAGAAACCCUUGUUAGCCCUUCACUACUACAACAACAGGAUAAAACUGAAGAGGAAGUAAGUGAUGGCUUAAAAAAGAAAGUAACUUUUGAUUCUAAUGUGAAAACAUAUGAAUCUGUUUUACCUGAGAAGGAUACUGAAGGUGUUUUGUCUGAGAAGGAUACUGAAGGUGGAAAGGAAGAAAGUUUGGCUAAAGCAACUCAAUCAAAGUCAUUUUCUUCUGAAGAUAGUUCUGUGACUUCAACUGGAUCUUACCCUUCUAAUCAUAGGUACCAGAAUUGCAGGGAUAGCGAUGAGGAAGAUGAAGAAAUUGAUGACUGGGUUGAUGAUCUUAGUGAUGAGGAUGAGGAUGAUGGAAUUAGAGAAGAGUGUGAUGAAUUGGGUGUGGAGUUUGAAGAAGAUGAAAUGGCUUAUUCAAAGUCGAGGGUGAUAGAUGAUGUUGAUCAUGUGUUUGCUGAGGAGGUGGAGAGUCCUAUUCCUGUUUGUGAAAAGGAUGUGGAGACUAUUGGAUUCACCCCUAAUGCUAGAGACAGGAGUCUUUAUGUUCAUCCUGUGUUGAACCCAGUUGAAAAUCUCUCUCAGUGGAAAGCUGUUAAGGCUAGAAGGAGACCAACAUUAAGGCCUCAGAAAGAGAAUUAUGUUUGUUCCAACCCUGAAUCACAGGUUGCAUUUGGCGUUAAAGAAGUCUCAGAAUCUGACACACCAAAGAAGUCGAACAAGGAAAUUGCAGUGGAUGCCAGCCUUUCAAAUUGGCUUGGUUCAUCAGAGACUACACCUGUUAAUAAGACUACUUUGUAUGCCGGUGGUAGUUUUGGUUCUCCUGAUAAGAGUGCCUCACAUCAAGGAUCAAAUUGUGUGAUGGGUUCAUCAGAGACUGCUCCUGUUAACAAGGCUUGUUUGUAUGCUGGUGGUAGUUUUGGUACUCCUGAUAGGAGCGGCUCACAUCAAGGAUCGAAUUCUGUGAUGAGCCUUGAAGAUAGGCCUAUUUUAGGUGCUUUAACGGAGGAAGAGAUUAAGCAAUUCUCCGCCACUCCGUCCCCGAGAAAGUCACCUUGUCGUAGUCCAGAUGAUAUGCCGAUUAUAGGAACAGUUGGGUCCUAUUGGCAUUUUACUGAGGAUUCUGGUUCAGCUUCAUCCUUUAAAGGAAUUCCAAACACAACUAGCAAGUACAGAGAGGAUAGGAAGGUGAAUUGGCACACAACUCCAUUUGAGACAAGGCUAGAGAAAGCAAUGAAUAGAGGUGAUGCAGAAGCUGCUUCUACUUGUGUUCCCUGUGUAGCUUAG